AUGUCAUCACCAGAACCAUACAAAAUAGUUGUCGUUGGUGACGGGAAUACGGGCAAGACUUGCCUGCUAAUGUCAUAUAUUAAAAAUGAAUUUCCGAUAGAUUAUGUACCUACAAUAUUUGAUAACUUUACAACCCAGACAGUUGUAGAUAAUAAUGAGCACAAAAUUUCGUUGUGGGAUACGGCAGGACAGGAGGUUUAUGAGAAUCUAAGAACCCUAUGCUAUCCCAAUACGAAAUGCUUCAUAUUAUGCUAUGCGAUCAAUAUUCGACAGUCCUAUGCCAAUAUUAUAAAUAUUUGGAUACCGGAAAUACGCCACUAUUCCAAUAACGCUGCCAUUGUGCUAGUGGGUACCAAGUCGGAUUUACGUGUAAAAAAUUCAUCAAAAUUUGUCACCACCGCAGAGGGAAAAAGACUAUGCUCGAAAGUGAAUGCGGACAGUUUUAUCGAGUCGUCAGCUAAGAUAAAACAUAAUAUUUCGGAAAUAUUCGUGGAGGCUGUACGCGCUAUAAAGAAACAAGAUAGAACGCUACACUGCAGUGACAAAUAUUAA
Scaptodrosophila lebanonensis is the source of this 552-nucleotide messenger RNA. Its product is annotated as ras-like GTP-binding protein RhoL. Gene Ontology annotation, molecular function: GTPase activity; GTP binding. The record is from RefSeq and is a predicted model, not a curated record. The transcript has 3 exons. NCBI's taxonomy places the organism in Eukaryota, Metazoa, Arthropoda, Insecta, Diptera, Drosophilidae. Bases 1 to 552 code for a protein of 183 amino acids. Gene Ontology annotation, biological process: small GTPase-mediated signal transduction.